Messenger RNA from Cucurbita moschata (crookneck pumpkin), 1352 nucleotides. Its product is annotated as PRA1 family protein F2-like. The record is from RefSeq and is a predicted model, not a curated record. Bases 618 to 1217 code for a protein of 199 amino acids. Gene Ontology annotation, cellular component: Golgi apparatus; endoplasmic reticulum. Lineage: Eukaryota; Viridiplantae; Streptophyta; Magnoliopsida; Cucurbitales; Cucurbitaceae. Gene Ontology annotation, biological process: vesicle-mediated transport. The transcript has a single exon.
CACCCUUCAAAGAAUGUUUCGUUCUCCUCCUAACCGAUGUGGAAUCUAACACUAUUUGCAAGGAGAUUGUUAGCCUCGUAAAGAAACAAAUCCUAGUUACUCUGUGUCCUAGAUCUGUAGGUUAAGAAAUCUAGGCUGAGAGGCACACAGCCAUAUUGAUGACCCACAAGGGUUAGAUAGCCCGUUUAGAUUAUGAGUUUCUAGAUUUGGGUUUGGUUUCAUUCCUGAUAUUUCACUCGACAAAAGUAUUGCUAAAUUCUGGUUGAUCAGAAGAACACAAAUUUCAUUCGUAUUCUUAAUUUAGUUAUGUUGUUUGAUAUGAACGUCUGGCUUACAUAAAAAGUAGUUUCCAUGGGGGAAAAAAUACCAGUCUGUAGCUUCCAUAUCUGUUUUGGCUGAUGAUUUUACAGUUCAAACAUUAGUGGCACAUAAUAUUCUCUGUUUUUAGAACAAAGUAUUUAGGCUCUGCCAAAAAUGGUUCUUUUUAACCUCUCUCUCUCCCCCAUAUAUGGCUAUCGUUUAAUGGCGCCUUCAGCCCUCUCCCUCUUUCUCUCUCACCUCCUCUUCCCAUCUUCCCAUCUUUCCAUCUCUCUAGCAACGGCCAAAUAAGAGGGAAUAUGGCAACGUAUGGAACAAUCCCGACGGAGCCAGUCCCUUUAUCGAACCUGCAUUCCACUUCUCGUGCAAGAGAGCGCAUUGCGUCGUGCCUCGGCACGCAAAGGCCAUGGAUGGAGAUGAUCCAGCUUCAAGACCUGACCUUCCCCGCAUCCUCUAAGCAGCUAAUCAACAGAAUUAAGAACAAUGCAGAGUUCUUCUGGACCAAUUACAUUCUCAUCAUAUUAUUCAUCCUCUUUCUAAGUUUGCUAUGGCAACCCAUUUCAUUUAUGGUCUUCAUCAUCUCAUUGUUGGCUUGGCUGUACUUAUAUUUCUUACACGACGAACCCUUUGUGAUUCGGGGCAGGGCGGUCGACGAUCGAUUGGUGAUGGUGGUUUUGAGUUUAGUCACCGUUGCAUUGCUUUUCUUUACGCAUGCAACUAAAAACAUUAUAAUUUCUAUGUCCAUUGGGGUGGUGAUGGUGUUUGUGCAUGGAGCAUUGAAAGGAAGUGAGGAUAUUUUCUCUUUGGAUGAAGAAGGUUUAUCAGAAUGUGCAGGUGGAAGAGGUGUCAUCAAGAUGCCUCUCAAGCACGCUGCCUCUGCUUCUUUCUCCCUAUCAUAGAAAAAACAAACAAACAGCGCUUUAUUUUAUGGCUCUUGAUGUUCUAAAAGGGAAAAGAGUUUGAGUUUCAUGUUUUUCCUUGUAAAUUUUGUUGUUACUGUUCAUAAUUGACUCCCUGGGUUUCCUUGUCCAUUA